ACAUCAUCAUGGGGAGUUAACGUUACGGGUGACAGUCGAACCGAUAUUAAUGUCCGUUUUUAUAUAUUGUGAAUCCUCGGUAUUCGGUGCACUACAGUCAUUUUUUUAAAGUGUUUUUGGAGCCAUGCGGCGGAGUAAGGCUGAAGUGGACCGUUACGUCUCCUCAGUACAGAGUUCCUCUCCCUCACUCAAAGAGAAGCCAGUCAAAGGGUUUUUAUUCGCUAAAUUGUACUUUGAAGCUAAGGAGUAUGAACUUGCAAAAAGACAUGUAUCGGAGUAUCUCAAAGUCCAGGAGAGGGAUCCGAAAGCACACAAAUUCCUUGGACAGCUCUACGAGAGAGAGGGAGACAUCAACAAAGCAGUAGGAUGUUACAAGCGUUCAGUCGACUUGAACCCAGCCCAGAGGGACCUGGUGCUGAAGGUGGCUGAGUUACUGGUCAGUAAGCAGGAAUGUGACAGCAGAGCAGAAUUUUGGGUGGAGAAAGCUGCCAAGCUGCUACCUGGAAACCCUGCAGUCUUCAACCUGAAGGAGCGUUUGUUGAGUCGUCAGGGUCAGCCCGGUUGGAACCGGUUGUUUGACCUCCUCCAGGCUGAGCUGGCAGCGAGGCCAGCUGACGCCCACGUGAACGUGAAGCUGGUUCAGCUGUUUUGUCAGGAUGGACGCCUGGAUGAAGCUGUCAAGCAUUGCCUGGCUGCUGAGAAAAGGGGCAUGCUGAGCCAAAGCCUGGACUGGUACACAGUGGUGGUGCGCACACUGCAGGAGUAUCUGGCUCAGCCCAGCAUCUCCAGUAAUGAGAAGAUGUGUCGGCGUCUCCAGAGAGAGCUGCUAUUGGCCCACUGCAGCCUGCUGAGAAUCACACUGUCUGAGAGUGCCAUGCAGCCCAGCCUCGAUGCGCUCACAAGUUUUGACCAAGCUAUGCAGACAAUUAGCAGCAUCGCUGGCCGCCACACAGACGAGCUUUGUGAGGUGUUUGUGGAGAUGAGAGGUCACCUCUACUUGCAUGCUGCCACACUGCUGCUGAAGCUGGCUCAGGAUCGCCAGCAGACCUGGAGAGCUGUCAUUGACCUGGCUGCACUGUGCUACCUGCUGGCAUACCAGGUCCCGAGACCAAAGCCAAUAGUGACCAAAAGAGACCAGGCAGCACCACAGCUUCUGGAGCUGUUGGCCAACGACCGCCAGAGUCAAGCCGGUCACAUGUUGCUGAAUCUGAGCACUGAUUCCUCCACCUUGAUCAGAGAGGUGGUGGAAGCAUUUGGAAACCCAAGUGGUCAGGACUCUCUAUUUGAACUCCUGUUUGGACCACAGGCCUCCUCUGGAUCUUCCUUUAUUGCCAAUGAUGACAUUCGUUCCAUUAACACCAUGGCUCCAGAGCUGUCUCAACUCGCCAAAUGUGAUGCUGGCGCCAUCCUGCUGCAUGCAGGUGACUUGCAACAUCUAAGCUGGUUGGGGCUACAGUGGACCCUUCUGGACCAGAGACCAGGGCUGCGGGACUGGCUACAGCAGCUUUUUCCCCGGCUCACUCUAGAAACCUCCAAACUGGACACCAACGCACCGGAGUCCAUCUGCCUGCUCGACCUGGAGGUCUUUUUAUACGGUGUGGUGUUCUGUAGCCACUGUCAGCUCCAGGAGACAGCAAAGAUCAGCAGCGGCAUGAACCAGCAGCAACAGCAGCAGCUCUACGAGCCUCGCUGCCUCCCCCUUCCCCUGCUUCGCCUCUUGACCACUGACAGACAGAGGGAGUGGUGGGAUGCCAUCUAUAGCCUCAUUCACAAGCGAGCAGCUCCUGGCAUGUCAGGCAAACUGCGGAUGAUCGUGCAACAUGGACUAAGCACUCUGAGGGCUGGAGAGAAACAUGGGCUCCAACCAGCGCUGGCCAUCCACUGGGCGCAAUGUCUCAGUCAGACGGGAGAUGGAAUAAACUCAUACUACGACCAGAAGGAGUACAUCGGUCGCAGUGUCCACUACUGGAAAGUUGUACUUCCACUUUUGGAACGGAUCAAAAACAGACGCAGUAUACCAGAACCACUUGACCCCCUCUUCAUACACUUUCCCUCCAAAGACAUUCAGAUUUCUUCUGUAAAGGGCUAUGAAGAGGAAGCCAAGAUAGCAUAUGCAGCUCUCCUUGACAUUGAAGGCAAAACAGAGGAGGCCAUAGCUACCUUGGAAACCAUUAAUAACAUGUCAUCCAUCUGGCAUUUGGCACAGAUCUACCAGCGGCUGUCAGAGGAGGCCAGCAACGGGGUUGAGGAGACCCAAGACAGGUGCAUCACAUUUCUUAGAAAGUUUAGGACCUAUCUGACCAAGAUCUACAAUGCUAAUGCAGAUGACAUUGAGAGGCUUCCUGUCUCCAUGGAGGAAGUCUUGGAUCUCCUGAAUGACGUGAACCAGCAGCUCGGCGAGAGCGGGGAGGCUAUGGAUGAAGAGGAGGAGAAGGAGGAGGAGGGUCAGAGAGGACCAGCCCACUCCAGCCCUGCUCAUCCCACAGAAACCUCUGCCACCAUUUCCCACAUAAAGUUUUCUACUCCCUCUCCUAACAAAAGCCUCGUCUCUCCUUCCAAAAGACACCUGAUUUCUCCCAAGACGCCACCUCAUUGGGUGGAGGACCAGAAAUGUCUCCUCCAGAUGCUGUGUCAGCAAGUCGAAGCCCUCAAGAAUGAGGUUCAUGAUCUGAGACACAACUCUUCAGGGAACGCAGGCUCCCCUCAUCACAAGAUGUACGGGGAGAGCUACGGGGCCGAGGGCCUUCAGGAGCCCUUUACCCCAGUCCAGUCCUACCAUGGGGCUCCAUUAACAGUUGCCACUACAGCCCCCUCUAUGUAUUACAACCAGUCUCCUGCUUAUAACUCUCAGUAUCUCCUGCGCACAGCAGCUAAUGUAACCCCCACUAAGGGCCCAAUGUAUGGUAUGAACCGUAUGCCACCUCAGCAGCAUAUGUAUGCCUACCAGCAGCCCACUCAUACCCCUCCGUUGCAGACGGCCCCAGCCUGCAUUUACCCUCCUCAAGAACAGGUCUUUGGUGCCCCUCUGCGGUUUGAGUCACAGGCCACAAGCCUUCUUUCCCCCUAUAGUGAAGAAUAUUAUGGGCAGAGUGUAACCCAACAGACCACUAACCCUUCGCUGCCUGAACCUGGCUACUUCACUAAGCCAUCUGUAGUCCCUGUUCAGCCACCAAAGAGCAUUGAGGGGAAGCCCAUGGACUUUGGGAAGCUCUCUUUCAGCCAGCAGGCACCUGCUGAAGUCCCCAAAGUACCGAGUUUUGGAGCAGGGGCAGUUGCCCAGUCAACGCCUUCAGCUGCUUUUAAGUUCAACUCCAACUUUAAAUCCAACGAUGGAGACUUCACUUUCUCAGCAUCUCAGGCUAAGCACAGUGAAAGUCUGCUUGGCCUUCUCACAUCAGACAUUCCCACUAAAACAGAAACUGUCCCAGAGAAGCCUCCAGCCCAGGAGCAGCCCCCCAGUCAAACAGGCAUCUUCACCUUUGGUAAUAAAAAUGUUACUGGCUUCUCCUUUCCUGAUUCUGCUCAGAGCACAGGCACUGGAAGUCUUUUUGGAAAUAUGGAGCAGCCAUUUAAAUUUGGGGAUGUUAAUCAGCCAGUGUUUCCGGUUGCCACGUCUGUAGCAGAAGAGGAAAGAGCGGCAGAGAGCGACAAUGACAGCACUCAUGUUGAGGAGGAUGAAGACGGUCCUCACUUUGAACCCAUCGUACCGCUUCCUGAUAAAAUAGAUGUGAAAACAGGUGAGGAGGAGGAAGAGGAAAUGUUUUGCAACAGGGCAAAGCUGUAUCGAUUUGACACAGACACAAAAGAGUGGAAGGAGCGAGGCAUUGGCAAUGUUAAAAUCCUAAAACACACCAGUAAAGGAAAGGUCCGCCUCUUAAUGAGAAGGGAACAGGUCCUUAAAAUCUGUGCAAACCACUACAUCAAUGCCGAUAUGCUACUGAAACCAAAUGCUGGUUCUGACAAAUCCUGGGUCUGGAAUGCCAUUGAUUAUGCAGAUGAGGAGCCUAAACCCGAACAGCUGGCCAUCCGCUUCAAAACAGUAGAUGAGGCAGCACUUUUCAAAGCUAAGUUUGAGGAAGCUCAGAAAAUUGUGCUCAAAUCAGCAGAAAAGCCCAAUCAACCAGAGAAGAAAGAGGAAAGCAUGAAAGAUUCUGAAUCACUGGCAGCCCAGUUUGCACUUAAAGAUGGAGAAUGGGAGUGCACUGUGUGCUGUGUAAGGAAUAAGCCCACGGAUGUGCAGUGUGUCGCUUGUCAAAGCACAAAUCCCAAUUCCUCAACCAAACCAGACAUUCAGGGUGUAGGUGAACCCAAACCCAGCCCCUUUACUUUUAAAUUUGGCACUGAUUCAUCAAAACCCAGCAGUUCUGGCCCUACAUUUACUGGAUUUGGUGCUUUUGGAGCAUCUAUACCCUCCUCAUUUAAAUUUGGCACCAGUACCUCAAAACCUGCUGAUACAGUAACCAGUGGGUUUGGUGCUGGGUUUGGUGCUGGCUUUGGGGCCCAAUUUGGCACCAGUACCUCAAAACCUGCUGAUACAGCAACCAGUGCGUUUGGUUCUGGCUUUGGGGCCCAAUUUGGCACUAGCGCCUCAAAACCUGCUGACACAGCAACCAGUGCAUUUGGUGCUGGCUUUGGGGCUCAGUUUGGCAAGAAGCAAGAACAGUGGGACUGUGAUGUAUGCCAGGUAAAAAAUGAGGCCUCUGCAGACAGCUGUGUUGCUUGUAAAGGUCUUAAAGCCUCACUUAAAGCAGCUGCAACAGAACAAACAGCACCAGCUGCAGAUGCACCCUCUAUAUCUGCUGUUGACUCUGGGUUCGGUGCCCAGUUUAGCAAGAAACCCGGGCAAUGGGACUGUGAUGUAUGUGAAGUAAGAAAUGAAGCCUCCUCUGACAGUUGUGUUGCCUGUAAAACCCCCAACCCUUCUUCUAAAUCAACAAAGGGCGCUCCAGUAGCAUCAAAUCUACUAGCAGUGUCAGGAUUUGGGGCUGAAAAAAAGGAUGGACUUUGGGACUGCAAUACCUGCCUGGUCAGAAAUGAUGCAUCAGAUGCUGAAUGUGUUUCCUGCCGUUCUCCAAAUCCGACUCCCUCUUUGGAAGCCAUGUUUGCCAAGAAGGAUGGGGAAUGGGACUGUGACACUUGUCUUGUGAGAAACAGUGCCACUGCCAAUAAGUGUGUGGCCUGUCAGACACCAAAUCCCAAUGCUAAAAGCACAACCAGCACUGCUCCUUCGGCCUCCUCGUUCAGCUUUACAUUUGGAAGCAAAACCUCAUCAAGCCAGCCAGCUGGAACUGGAUUUACGAUGCCUUUUGAAACUGGCAGCACUUUUCAGUUUGGUCAAAACAAAGACAAAGGCUCUGCUGCUUCUUUUAAGUUUGAAGCUCCUCAGUCUGGGUCUAGUACGACUAGUUCUUCAGGCUUCUCUUUUUCAAUGCCCAUUCCAUCUGGUGGCUUCAAGUUUGGCAUUCAGGACACCCCAAAAGAAAUUCCCUUAACUGAUAGCCAAACACCUCCAUCAGGGUCAGCCUCCAGUUUUCUGAAAAGCAUAGCGGACAAGCACAAGGAGAAAGAAAAUGUGUCUACACUCUUAGUGGGGCAAACAGAGCAAGAGCAGAAUCCAUUAAUUGCUGGAAAAGCCAGUACGUUCAGCUUUGCAGACUUGGCAAAGUCCACUGGGGGAGACUUCCAGUUCGGCCAGAAUGACCCAGAUUUCAAAGGGUUCUCUCGGGCUGGUGAGCAGGUAUUCUCAACCCCCACCAAGACAGAUGCUGCAAAUGAGCCUGAUGAUGAUGACAUGUAUAAAACAGAGGAAAAUGACGAUAUCCAGUUUGAACCAGUAGUCCAGAUGCCUGACAAGGUGGACCUGGUGACGGGGGAGGAGGAUGAACAGGUUCUUUAUUCUCAGCGUGUCAAGCUGUUCAGAUUUGACUUGGACACUAGUCAGUGGAAAGAGCGUGGUGUAGGAGUCCUUAAAUUCCUGAAAAACAGCACUAAUGGCAGGCUAAGGGUACUGAUGAGAAGAGAGCAAGUUCUGAAGGUGUGUGCCAACCACUGGAUCACCACCACCAUGAAUCUAAAGCCUCUGGCAGGCUCAGACAAAGCUUGGAUGUGGAUGGCCAAUGACUUCUCUGACGGAGAUGCUAAACUUGAACAGUUGGCUGCCAAGUUCAAGACCCCAGAGCUUGCUGAGGAGUUUAAGGAGAAGUUUGAAGAGUGUCAGAGACUUCUCUUGGACAUCCCCCUACAAACCCCCCACAAGCUUGUCGAUUCGGGCAGAACAGCACGCCUCAUUCAGAAAGCAGAGGAAAUGAAGUCUGGUUUGAAAGACCUGAAAUCCUUCUUGACAGACGAGAAAACAAAGAUCAAAGAUGACGACAGCCAAGCAGACAUUACAACAUCCAGCAAUGUUUCGAACCUUGUAAUCAAGCCUCAGGGUGAAACCACCGGCCCCACCUUGGAAUGGGAUAACUACGACCUGAGAGAAGAGGCUUUAGAUGAUACUGCCACCUCAUCAGUCUAUGCCUCUCCUAUGGCCAGCAGCCCCCUCAGAAAGAACCUUUUCCGCUUUGGGGAAUCCACCAGUGGAUUUAGCUUCAGCUUCCAGCCUGGCAUCAGCCCCUCCAAGUCUCCUGCUAAGCUUAACCAGAGCAGAGCCUCAGUGGGUACUGAUGACGAGCAGGAUGUAACCCAGGAUGAGGAGAGGGACGGCCAGUACUUUGAACCUGUGGUCCCCUUGCCUGAUCUGGUGGAGGUUUCUACAGGAGAGGAGAAUGAACAGGUGGUCUUCAGUCACAGGGCCAAACUGUAUCGCUACGAUAAAGAACUGGCUCAGUGGAAGGAAAGGGGUAUUGGGGACCUCAAGAUCUUGCAGAAUUAUGAAAACAAACGAGUGAGGCUGAUUAUGAGGCGAGACCAGGUACUUAAGAUCUGUGCCAACCACAGGAUCACAGCAGCCACAAAGCUGGAGCCUAUGAAGGGCGCAGAGAAGGCCUGGGUCUGGAGUGCUUUGGACUUUUCUGAAUCAAUAGAGGGUAACAUUGAGCAGUUAGCUGUGAGAUUCAAGCUGCAGGAAACUGCAAAUACAUUUAAACAGGUAUUCGAGGAGGCCAAGGCUGCUCAAGAAAAAGAGGAACUCAUGACUCCAGUGACAUCCAGGGUUGCCACACCUAAAGACAGUGGGCCUGCAGCAUCUGCACAACCUGUUACACCUGUGUGCGGCAAGGCAGCCAUUGCUGUUUUGGAAGAGACCACAAAGGAACGUACAGAGCUUCCCCCUGAAAGCAAGCCAUCUGCAGCUGGGUCUUCAAGUCCAGUCAACCCCUCAAAGACUGUGGUGUCACCCCCUAAGUUUGUCUUUGGUACUCAGAGCCUUCAGAAGUUUUUUGGCUCUCCUAAAUUUCACUCUGAGGCUGAGGAAUCAGCAUCCAGUUUGAAAGCCAAAGACUGUGGACUUCCCACCAAGGCUUCACCUGCAGCACCUGCAUUCAAAAUCCCAGAAAAAGGGCUGGAUUUUAGGCUUUUCAAAGAUAACCCAAUGGCUUUUUGGACCAGCACAUCAACCACCCAAUUUGAACCCCCAGGGACGUCUCAGGCAGAAGGAGGCAGCGCAGGGUCAGAAGAGGACUACGAGGUGGAGAUUUUAUAUGUCAGGGAACCCACUGCUGAACAGGCAGCUUUAGCCAGGAAACUCCUGCUGCCUCUCACCUUCUUCUGCUAUCAGAAUGAGCCAGGCUACACCAGUGACGAUGAAUCUAAUGAUGAGGAUUUUGAGUCGGCUGUAAAAGCCUUGAAUGGGAAGCUUUACCCUGAUCCUCCCAAGAAAAAGGCUGCAGCAUGUGGUGAUGAGUCAGACUGCCAGGUGGUGUGGGAGAAGAAGCCGACACCAGAAGAGGAGGAGAAGGCCAAAAGCCUCCAGCUUCCACCCACCUUCUUCUGCGGCCUGAGCACCACAGACAGCGACCUGGACCAGGACAAGCCUGAAGACUUUGAGACUGAGGUCUACAAGGCACGGCGAGACCUGGGUGCCCAGUUAAACCAAGCUGAAAAAGCAUCCAGCGGCCCUGCUGUAGCCCCAGAACAGACAUCUGGCACGUCAUCCAGCAGCACAGAAGCUGCAGGCAGCACAUCUGCAGUGGAGGAGCAGACCUCAGACCAGCCAACAGAGACUCAGAGUGAAGCUCCCAGCAACAGCACAGACGCUGCAAGCAGCUCUACUACAGCCGAUGAGCAGACCUCAGACCAGCCAACGGAUACUCAGAGUGAAGCUCCCAGCAGCAGCUCUCCCAUUGACCUGUCAACUAAGAAGAGCCCAGAGCCAGAGUCCAACACUGCAACUGCAGCUGCAACAUUUACUGCUACAACAGCCAGUCAAGACUCCUCCAGCUUUGGCUUCAACUCAUUUGGAGGCUUCUCUUUUGCUGAUUUGGCACAAAACACAGAUUCAUUUGCAUUUGGAACUCAAGACUCCAACUUCUCGUGGGCAAAUGCUGGAGCGACGGUAUUUGGGACUGCAGCGACCUCUGCGUCCAAACACAAUGGUGAUGAGGAUGGCAGUGAUGAAGAGGACCCUGCUAAUAAUGUGGACAUUCACUUUGAGCCAAUUGUGUCACUACCAGAGGUGGAGACAAAGUCUGGAGAGGAGGAUGAGGAAAUCCUGUUCAAGGAGCGCGCCAAGCUGUACCGAUGGGACCGGGACAUCAGCCAGUGGAAGGAGCGUGGCAUCGGUGACCUGAAGAUCCUCUUCCACCCAGCCAAACAUUUCUACAGAAUCCUGAUGAGAAGAGAGCAGGUCCUGAGGGUUUGUGCCAACCACACAAUCACGCAGUCGAUGGAGCUCAAACCCAUGAACGCCUCCGCUAACGCACUGCUGUGGACUGCCACUGACUACUCAGACGGCGAUGGUGUAGUGGAGCAGCUGGCGGCCAAAUUCAAAACCCCUGAAAUAGCCGAAUCCUUUAAGAAGACCUUCUGUGAGUGUCAGAGCCGCACAGGCCAAUCUGAAGGAGACACCUCAAGUGUCUUGUCACCACAAAUGUCCAGAGUUCAAGAGCACUCCAGGGACACAAACCCCCAGGUGUACCUCAAAGUGGCAGGCGACGGAGAACCACUGGGCACUAUCACCGUCGAGCUUUUCUCUCAUAUUGUCCCUAAGACAGCGGAGAACUUCAGGGCUCUCUGCACCGGCGAGAAAGGCUUUGGACUUCGGGACUCAAUCUUCCACAGAGUCAUACCGGACUUCAUGUGUCAGGGCGGUGACAUCACCAAAAGUGAUGGCACAGGAGGAAAGUCCAUCUAUGGCAGCAAGUUUGAGGACGAGAACUUCGAUGUGCGGCACACGGGCCCAGGCAUUCUGUCAAUGGCCAAUCGCGGGCACACCAACAACUCACAAUUCUUCAUCACCCUGAAGAAAGCUGAACACCUGGACUUCAAACACGUGGCUUUCGGCUGGGUUCGGGAUGGCAUGGACGUGGUGUGCCAGAUGGGAGCGCUUGGCACAAAGGGAGGUACCCCCGCAAAGAAGCUGGUCAUCACAGACUGUGGACAGCUGUAGCUUUUUAAAUGUCAACAUUCACAGCAUGGUUUAAGCUGUGAAGUUGAGGUCAAAAAAGACUCUGGAUAAUGAUGUGUUCCCUCCUGCUAAAACUGAAUCCAUAGUCAUUAGGCAUCUGAGAAUUAAACACUGAUCACAGGGCUUCUGGUCACGACCCUUUAUCAGAGAAAUUCGCUCCAGUAGCCUGGACUUAGAAAUUAUUUUGCUAUCGUUUGACAUAAUCACAGUUGGGAAACACGGUGUGGUAUGUGGGUGGAGCAAAACUGGUAUAUUUUUGCUCUGUUGCACUUGCAUCUUCAUCAUCGUCUGUCAAUAAAUUCCCAUUUGUUUAUUUUAUGUGUAUAAUUGUACAUGGACACUUUUUUAAUGUCUGUUUUUGUUGUUUUUGUCUUGCAUGUGCUCAAUUUGAAUGUGCUGGUCCUCUUUAUAGGCUCCACUCGGGAAUUUUUUUUCCUUUUUGACUAAGUCUUAACUAUAAUUGAAAGGUGAGGUUGUUCUUUGAAAGCACCUGUUGGUUUGUAACCGUUUCCUUGCCUUCUUUCCAAACGCGGCCUCUGUGUA
Messenger RNA from Plectropomus leopardus (leopard coralgrouper), 10108 nucleotides. It is a transcript of the gene ranbp2, whose product is annotated as RAN binding protein 2. Gene Ontology annotation, biological process: NLS-bearing protein import into nucleus; protein peptidyl-prolyl isomerization. The record is from RefSeq and is a predicted model, not a curated record. Lineage: Eukaryota; Metazoa; Chordata; Actinopteri; Perciformes; Serranidae. Gene Ontology annotation, molecular function: protein binding; peptidyl-prolyl cis-trans isomerase activity; GTPase activator activity. Gene Ontology annotation, cellular component: cytoplasm; nuclear pore.